Molecule: messenger RNA, 1368 nt
Organism: Glycine soja
Lineage: Eukaryota; Viridiplantae; Streptophyta; Magnoliopsida; Fabales; Fabaceae
Product: LOB domain-containing protein 25-like
Exons: 2
Coding region: 346-903 (185 amino acids)
Source: RefSeq, a predicted model, not a curated record
UUACCUUUGUCUUUUGCAUCCAUUCCUUCUCCAUCCACUCAAUGCUGUUUGCCUUCUCUCCCUCAAACUUUUUCCCACUUAAUUAUCAGUUUCCACACACCCCUAUCUCUCUGUCUCUCUCACUUUGCGUCUCUCUUGCAGUUAGGGUUUCCUCUUUAAGGGUGCUCUUUCUGUGACAAAUCUGCGCCUUAUAUCUCUCAUUGGCUAAGGCUCUUUUGUCUUGUGAGGGUAAAAGAGCAGCUUCCUAAAGGGCCUCCCAACAAGGGGAAAAAAAAAGGUACUUCCCUUUUAGUUCAUCUGAUCAAAGAAACCUAUACAUCACAAACAGGCAAAUCAGAAAAAAAAAUGGCAUCAUCAAGCUCCUACAAUUCUCCAUGUGCUGCCUGCAAAUUCUUGAGGAGGAAGUGCCUUCCGGGGUGCAUCUUUGCACCUUACUUCCCACCAGAGGAGCCUCAAAAAUUCGCAAACGUGCACAAGAUCUUCGGUGCUAGCAACGUGACAAAGCUUCUCAAUGAACUCCUCCCUCACCAGAGAGAAGAUGCAGUGAACUCUCUUGCCUAUGAAGCCGAGGCACGUGUUAGAGACCCCGUUUAUGGCUGCGUAGGUGCCAUCUCAUUCCUCCAGAGACAAGUCCAAAGGCUCCAGAAGGAGCUUGAUUCCGCCAAUGCUGAUCUCCUACGCUAUGCCUGCAAUGACAUGCCUCCACCCUCUCUUUCUGUGCCACCACAAAUGCCCCAAAGGUCUUUUAUUGCAAGGUUUGGUAAUGAAUCAGCAAGUGGAGGAGGGUUCUAUAGGCCUUCUCCUACAACCACCACCACCACUUACUCUUUCCCUUAUUCUCUUCCUUGGACUGAUUCUGAGGAUAUCAAUGAUAGAGGAGGAGAAGGAGGAGGUAACUUGUGAAUUAUGUUUUCAAGAAUAUUGCACAUCUAGGGUUUGUGCCUCUUUGAGGGCAUGGCCCUGCAAUAUUUAUAAUUUCUAGUUAUGGUCUCUAUCUGGCUAUUGUAGCCUCACUUGGACUCUGGCUAGGUGUGACUCAAGGUCUACUCUUAAAUUUUAAUUUGAAGGGGUUUUGUUUAAUUUAAUUUCUAGGGUGGUGAUUAUGAACAUGAGGUGUUUAUUUAAGACCUAAGGUUGCCAAAAACUUAGGUGUAGUCUUUCCCAAAAAUCUUUAGUUCUAAAUAAGUCGGUGGAAGAGGAGCAUGCAUAGUAAUGUAUGACUACUACUACUACUAGACCUACUCUUUGUUGUUGUAUCAAUUCAGUGCAACUCUCUAUAGGCAUGUGCAGUGAGCAUGCGGAGUUGACAUUCUCUGUCAUUGUUUAUGAUUAAGAAUAAAUUGAGCGAUAACGUUACUUGAUUCUAAA